Eutrema salsugineum is the source of this 1082-nucleotide messenger RNA. RefSeq names its product ethylene-responsive transcription factor ERF062. The record is from RefSeq and is a predicted model, not a curated record. NCBI's taxonomy places the organism in Eukaryota, Viridiplantae, Streptophyta, Magnoliopsida, Brassicales, Brassicaceae. The transcript has a single exon. The coding region runs from base 42 to 1082 and encodes 346 amino acids. Gene Ontology annotation, biological process: regulation of DNA-templated transcription. Gene Ontology annotation, molecular function: DNA binding; DNA-binding transcription factor activity.
UACUUCAUUCUCUGGACAAACUCACAAUCAAACAAACAAAAAUGGACAUGGAAGAUCAGUUUUUAAAAAUGGGAACUAGCUUCACGCACGAAAUGCUUUUGUCUUCUGGAUUCUAUGGGAUCUUGAGUUCUUCGGCGCCACCACAAUUUCUCGGUGUUCCAAUUAUCUUGGAAGGUAUGAAAUCCCCUUUUCCUUCUUCUUCGUCUCCGACCUGCUUUGUGUCCUCUCAGGAGCUCACUUCUUCUUCUUUUCAACAAUCUAUGGUGGCUUCUGUUCCUUGGAACUUUCUAGAAUCUUUUCCUCUAUCUCAACGUCCUGAUCAUCAUCUUUCUAAACCCCCAAACCUUACCUUGUUCCUUAAAGAGCCCAAACUCUCUCAAUCCAAUAGUAAUAUGAUCCCUUACCAUAACUAUCUCCCCAACUCUUUCCAUCAAUCAGAUCAAAAUAGAAACGAGUGGGCAGAGAUCAAUAAAACCCUAACUAGUUAUCCCUCAAAAGGGUUUGGAAACUAUUGGCUAAGAACCACCAAGACUCAGGCUAUGAAGCUUGCGUCAGGAUCAAAAACAAGAAAAGUUGUUCAGACGACGACACCAACGAAGCUGUACAGAGGAGUCAGACAAAGACACUGGGGCAAAUGGGUCGCAGAGAUUAGGCUUCCAAGGAACAGAACUCGUGUUUGGCUCGGCACUUUCGAGACUGAUGAGCAAGCCGCAAUGGCUUACGAUACUGCAGCUUAUAUCUUGCGUGGCGAAUACGCUCACCUCAACUUUCCUGACCUAAAACAUCAGCUCAAGUCCGGCUCCUUGCGAUUAAUGAUCGCCUCACUUUUGGAGUCAAAGAUUCAACAAAUCUCCUCUUCUCAAGUAAUAGGUUCCUUUAACUCCCCUCCUCCUUGUCCUCCCAAAGUGGAAACAUCGAAACCCAAUAAUCAUAUCGAGAUGGAGUCAGGAGAAGUUGUGAUGAUGAAGAAACAUAAACUCCAAAAGGAAGUGAUGGAAGGAGAUGGUGUACAAUUGAGUAGGAUGCCUUCUUUGGAUAUGGAUCUCAUUUGGGAUGCUCUUUCAAUCCCCCAUUCUUCUUGA